Molecule: messenger RNA, 5488 nt
Organism: Pieris napi
Lineage: Eukaryota; Metazoa; Arthropoda; Insecta; Lepidoptera; Pieridae
Product: protein tramtrack, alpha isoform-like
Exons: 8
Coding region: 215-1834 (539 amino acids)
Biological process (GO): regulation of transcription by RNA polymerase II
Cellular component (GO): nucleus
Molecular function (GO): DNA binding; protein binding
Source: RefSeq, a predicted model, not a curated record
GUCAAAGUGAAUGUACCCAUCAGCGAAUGAAUGACAAAUUAAAAAGUUUUAUUUUUCUUAUAUUGGUACGAGAUUUUAUUGAUUGUUUUCUUUCAAGAUUUUCGGCCAGACGGCGACUGAAAUUGCAAGUUACUGUGAUAUAUUUAUUUUCAAUAAUUAACUUUUCUUAUCAAGCAAUUAAAUGAUCAGGGAUAUCGAGUUAUGUCUAUAAGUAAUGGAAGGUACAGAACUGGGUGGCGACCAGCAAUUCUGUUUGAGAUGGAACAAUUUUCAAGCAAAUAUAACAUCUCAAUUCGAGGCACUGCGCGAUGAUGAGGACUUCGUGGAUGUCACUCUGGCAUGCGAGGGACACAGGUUGGAAGCACACAAAGUGGUUUUAUCGGCGUGUAGUCCUUAUUUCAAGGAAUUAUUUAAAAAUAAUCCAUGUCCUCAUCCGAUAAUAUUUAUGCGGGAUUGUGAAGUCUCUCAUAUACGGGCACUGCUCCAGUUUAUGUACGUAGGACAAGUGAACAUCGCGCAGGCACAACUCAGCGCUUUUCUUCGGACUGCCGAUGCUUUACAAAUUCGCGGCCUCACUGACUGCUCACAACACAACGAUAAAAAAACCAAUCGAAAGUCUCCCCCGUCUCAAUUACGCAAUUUGCUAAGCGCUAAGCCCUCACAUUCUACCUCCUCCUCCAAAGCCGCAAACCAAAAUGUGGAAUCGACCUCUGCCGAUGACCAAGAGAAGAGCGCUAAUCGCCGUUCUGCGAGGAAUUCUCCUGAAGUGCCCAGAAAUAAUCUCAGCGAAGAAGCUUCCUUUCAAAGUUCUAGUCAAACGAGGCCUAAUAAUGAUGACUAUAGCCAAACCUGUAACUACCCCACAUUGCGGGUGAAAACUGAUCUCGAAGUGACUGAUGUGAAUAACGAAGAGAAUGAUAUUCUUAUGGACCCCGGUGAUGCGGAGAGAGAUAGCAAAUCCCAAGAUUUCAGCGCCACAGAUUUGUUGGAACCAAAAAUGGAAGUCCUUGAACAGGAAGCUAGUGAUGAAGAGCGAUCGGGGUUUCAGCCGUUAUACUUUACUGAAAAUAAUACUCUCGCAAAUCCUUUUGCCACACUUCAAGGUAGUAUGGAUCUCAUGACGGGAAUGAACGCGGAGCUGACUGAGAACGCAGAAGUUCCAGGUCGAUGGGAUGCGCGUAGGAACCGACCGGUGCCCGAUGCAGUGUGGUUGGAACAGCAUAGACGCGCUUUGCCUUUCGUCCUAAAGAGAGAGAAUGAGCGAGCACCGACACCUAGACUCAUAAAACUCGGCGAGGGCGUGGAGAUUCGGGAAGACCUAUUGCGUGGGGUCAAAUGGGGGGACUAUAGGAAAGUGACGAGAGGUUUAGCAGCUGCGUUGUUCUCACCUAUUGAAUUGGCCACGUGUUCUGUGACCGGGCAGAGAUGGUCACGCGCAGGGCAAGAGUCGCGACCCACGAAGCCACCGUUGGACAGACGCAGAGUUCACGCACUGAUAACAUAUGUGAGCAGGCAUUUCCCUGAUGUUGAAGUCAGUCGGAUCAAGCAAGUUCUGGCCUAUAAGUGUAAGGAGAAUUGUGCGGCCCUAAGAAUGAGAACAGCCAGGUUGUCGAACUGUUUCAGCGAGUCGAGCAACUACUUGCUGAGUGCAGCUGGCCGCCCGCCCUGCGACGAUCCGCCCCAUCACCCGCCCACACCCACGCCGAGACCGUCUUAUUCCAACUAUGAGGCUUCAAAAGGCGGCGGGGCAGGGGGUACUAGCGGUGCGGGGGGAAGUGGGACUCCAGGAGGUGGAGGGGAGGGAAGAGGGCAGGGAGAUGAUGACACGCACUGAUCCGCACAUUGAGGAAACUAUUAGCUAUGUCCACACAGCGGGUAAACCAAUUUUGCCCCUUCUCACAAAUUUGCGGGUAGAAGCACGACGAAAUUCUAGGCUACCCGCAAAAUAGUUAAGACGAGUUGAAAAUUCUCCAUAUUUAUAUCAAGUCAUUGAUGGCUCACGAGUGAGAAAUAAUCAGAAUUAACACAUAUCGUAUAGGGUUAAACCAGUGUGGGCACACUAAAAUAUCUUCCACUUUGAAUUUUUUAUACCCAAAAAGCGUCAAAAAUUAUUGAAUUGCGCUACUACACUAUAAAAUCUUUCAGUGAUAAUUCUCAAACGGCAUUGUUUCGAAGACUUAGCGCGUUCAGCUCCCGGGCGAUUUCAUUCAUCAUUCAGAGUAGGUACAGGCGAUGCGCAUAUUUAUUGUUUAGGUGAUAUUUUUCUAUCGGCUACUAAAGAGGCCUAGGUCUCGAAGCUCUAGCAAUAAUUUAUCAGGUUCCUAAGACAUUUUUCGUAGUUAGGUUUCUUGCACGAAUUUUCGCGAAACACUGCCGCUUUAAAACUUUUCUUCGCCUCUUUAUUUUUAACUUUUAGUCAUUUUCGAACCGCGUAACUAAUAAGCAUUUGAGUGCUGGAAGAGGGACCGUUGCAAUCGCAAAGUAAUGGCAUAAUUAUAGAACUAACAUAGAUAUAUCGUAGUCAUUUCAUUUUAUAGUUGUAAUGUGAAGAUGAAUUUAUUUUGGAAAGAGUCAGGUAUUGGGUUUUCGGAGUGCUGUGAUCGCGACGGUUUAAAUGGAGUCAUAUUUUUUAAUAUAUAAGUGUUAAUGUCUUUGCAUUGUACGAAGACCUUUUUCAUGAAAGUUUUAAUUUUUCCAAGUCACGGUUUUCGUUAUAUGCAAAGAUUAAUUAGAAGUUAUUUGACUAUCACCACGCAUACACAGAGGGGCUACAUUGGGCGGUAUUAGUCGCGCCGUCACUGUCUUUUUAUUUUUUAAAUUUGUCUUUGGUUUUCCGACUAAUUGAAUGUUAACUGAUGCAUUUAUCUGUGGAUCUUGUUUUUACGUUUGCGUAAUUAAUUCUGCCUCAUGUAUGUCCCCGAUAUACGUCAAUUGGUGAUCGGACGGCAUUGCACAUCUGCACAGGGAUGUAUUUAUCAUAUCAAAUAAGCAAUAACUAUUAACUAUAAUUUGAUAAAGAGAAUGAAUUUUUUUUUUAAUUUUUAAAAAUACUAUUUUAACCAAGUUGUUAUAAUGAAUAGUUAGUAAAUAACUCAAUUCUCUAAAGUCCAUGAUCAUAUAUAUAGUUCUUUUGAACGGUGAUCAAAUCCUAAUAAUAAUUUUGAAACACACAUAAUCAAAUAUCAUAUCAUAUUAUUUUACAAAAUUUUCUACAUAUCCUGCACGAGUCACAGAAACAGACUGCGUGUGCCCAUUCGAGAUGAAUGGUAAACUUCAGAACCAAAUUAGUUUCCUACAACCUAUGAUCUCUUAUUUAGUACACUAUAGCUUAUAAAUUGUUAGCAUCUGUAUAUACAACGGUCGGGGUCAAUAUGUCAGUCUGUUUCUAUGCCCGGCACUAGUCUCCCGAUAUUGGUGUAUAAGUUACAGUUACCAGAUUUAGGAUAUUCUAGACACUCGACGCUGCGUAGUGAUCUAUACGAUGCCAAUUCAGUCGAAAUGCUCAAUUUUGCCAAAUUUUUACUUGCCGAAAGUCUUGUCUAUUGUUUUUUUUCGCGUUUUGUGUUCAGCCUUUCUCUAUGGUGAGUGGCUCGAUUUGCUCAACUGUGAUGAGUGUUAGACGUUUUUCUUCGUAAUCUGAUUAUACUCAAUAGAUAUCACGUGAGCGUGUGUUAAUUGUAAUUUAAAAAGUAUAACUUGAAUGCUCGAGAUGCAAUAUGUUAAUUUUGUGCCAAAUGAUAAGUCGUAGCAAUAUAAUCCUAAUCUUGCGUAAUUUGUUGCGUAGUGACCUAUGAGGUUUCGAAGGUUUCUUUUACAAGACUAUAGUAGAAUAUUUAUACAGGGAAAGUGUUAGAAUGUUGUUUGGAUAUAAGAAUGUUGUAGCGGUAUAAUACUCAAUACGCAGGAUGUAAAAAUAAACGCGUCGACGUCUAGUCGGGUUUCGAUUACCGAAAUACGCCCACGGGCCGUGUUCGCCUCCUGAUCGGCUAUUAUUUUUACACUCUGUUCGUGCGCGAGCAAUGGAACAAGAGAAUUUAUUUACUCAUAUAAGAUUUUUUUAUUAAUUAUGAUAAUCUUUUUUUACUAAAAUGAUAUACUUUAUUUCUCAUUUUACAAUUGUAAUGGCAGCUGUCCGUAUAGCAGUGAGGGAUAUGAUCAAUCACUGGUUAAGGUUUCAAAGGUAAAUGCAACGAUACAUCGAACUUUGACACAUUGGGCACAAACUAUUGAACGCUAUCGCUUCCCUUCGGUAAUUGUAAAUGAUACGAGAUUUCUAAAACAUAGUUUGAUAGAAUGUUUGUGAGGCCCUCGUUAUAAAGUCUAAUUAUAUACAUAUAUCGCUGAGCAAUAAAUCUGUGAACUGUAAAUAAUAACAACUCUAUGCCACCGCACUCGCGUCGCGGGUGCUGUGCUGUGCCAAAAUUAUGUGCUAGUCCUAAACAAAAUGUUGUUAUCAUUUUUCAGAUUUUAUUUAGUCCAAAAUGUGUUUGUUCCUGUGAAUUAACUUGAAACAAAUCAACACGUCUAUUGUGAUAUGGUUUCGCAUAAUGUAAUCGCUCCGAUACUAGUUUAGUAGAUAUCGAUAAGGGCUAGGAAAUUCUAUUAUAAAUUAUAUAAAUUUAUCUUCCAAAAAUUAUUAGAAAAUUAAUUUUCAUGUUAAGGUAGGCGAUUUAAUUGUUAUUUGUAAAUAUAUUUCUAAUGUUGUCUAAGACAACUGGAACUAGGAGCGAUUAUGUGGUGUGAUGGUGUGUGUAAUGUAUGAUAACAUCACAGGGUUUGUUAGAUAGGAUUUGUAUGUGAUUUUUAUACAAGAGGUUCGAGUGAGGGUGUGUAAAGGUUAAGCUUGGUGGAGUGGUCUAUUGAGCGAAGGCUACCAGAGAGACGGUUUUGUUGAUUUGUUAAUAUAUUUAUAGUAUUUAUAAAAGAUGCACACAAUGAUUUAGCUUUGAGCUCGUGCAAUAUUAUUCCAAAUUGUUUAUAAGAAAACUGUUAUAAUUAUUUCUACUCUAAAUUGUUAUAUAAAUAUUUUUAUAUAUGUAAAAGACAAAGGCAACUUGAAUUCUAUUUUUGUUGUGCAUUUAUUCUUAAAUUUUAUCGAUAUGGUAACCGCAAACCCAUUGUGGACUGUAACGUCUGCAUGCAAGAAAUAUAAUUAAGAUAUUAUGGUAGAUGGAUUUUUUAUAUAUUACCGCUGAUAUUGUGAGUCAAUUCAAAUAAUGAUUAUUCUCUUUUUUUUUAGAGUUAUUUACAAUAUAUCAACUAUGAUUGCUCAAUAAGAUGCAAUGUUAAUUACAAUGUAGAGGAAUCAAGUACGUCGUUUUAUAUGGUUAUUUUACUGUUUAUAAUUUGCGAGUUGUGGCAACGCAUGUUUAUAGUUUUAUGUUUAUUCUAAGAGAGGCCAAAUGUUGACUUGCUUAUGUGAGACUGUUUUGCCAAGAAUCAGAAAGUAUAUUACCUACAUUGUUUUAAAAUAAAUGCUUUUAUAUAA